Drosophila hydei is the source of this 990-nucleotide messenger RNA. Its product is annotated as skin secretory protein xP2-like. Bases 1 to 990 code for a protein of 329 amino acids. The record is from RefSeq and is a predicted model, not a curated record. Lineage: Eukaryota; Metazoa; Arthropoda; Insecta; Diptera; Drosophilidae. The transcript is spliced from 3 exons.
AUGAAUACGAACUCAGGCUACAGCAGAGGUAACAACAACAUGAUGCCAACAACAACCAAGGGCAUGAGAAGAACUCGCACUGCCAUCGUCAUGAUCCUGUCGUGCAAAUUCUUGGUCGUUGCCGUUGCCUUCCUGGCCUGCGCCAGUGCUGAUGUGUCCCACUUGAGUUCGGGCUACAACUAUCAGGCACCCGCUCCUGUUUACCAGCCAGCGCCAGCUCCGGUCUAUCAGCCAGCACCAGCUCCAGUCUACCAGCCAGCUCCAGCUCCAGCUCCAGCUCCAGUCUACCAGCCAGCGCCAGCUCCAGUCUACCAGCCAGCGCCAGCUCCAGUCUACCAGCCAGCUCCAGCACCAACCUAUGAAGCACCUGCUCCAAUCUACCAGCCCGCCCCAGCUCCAGUCUACCAGCCAGCUCCAGCACCCAUCGCCAUUGAAGCACCCGCUCCAGUCUUCCAGCCUGCGCCUGCACCAAUUUCGAUCCCUGCCCCAGCUCCAGUCUAUCAGCCAGGCCCUGCUCCAGUGCAAGCACCUGCUCCAAUCAACAGCUACAUCCCACCAGCACCAGUCUCGAUCCCUGCUCCCGCUCCAGUCUACCAGCCUGCUCCUGCCCCGAUCCAAAUUGAGGCAGCCGCACCAGCACCUAUUGGCCUGCCCGCUCCAGCUCCAAUCAACGUUGAUGCUCCAGCUCCCAUCAACCUUGGUCCGGCUCCAACCAACCAGUACAUUCCUCCAGCAGCUCCCGCUCCAGCACCAGCUCCCAUCCGUGUUGCUCCUGCUCCAGUCCCAGCCCCAGCCCCUGCCCCAAUCUCUCUCCCAGCCCCCGCUCCAGUCAACCAAUACAUCCCUCCUGCAGGUCCCGCUCCAGCUCCCAUCCGUGCUGCCCCCGCCCCAGUGCUGGCUCCUCAGCCCUCUCUGGAGGAGAUCGAGCCCAUCUCUGCUGAUGGAUACCGCUACAAGACCGUGCGUCGUGUCAUCCGUCGCCGCCUUUAA